AUGACUCGAAAUUUUAUUUUUGUAUUCAUUUUAUUGACUAUUUUUACCAUUAUCAAUGCCAUACCGUUUCAUAAAAGAGCGGCUUUCUUUGGUCCAUGUCCUAACGUAGAAGAUACAUUCUCUGUAAAAAUGGACCCUGAUCCACUUAUUUCUCCACAUCUCACAACUUUUACUAUUACUGGAGAAGAGGUGACUGGUCGAUCUAUCGGCCCACUUGACCAACUUGUUGUUACAAUAGGUGCUACAGGUCCAGUACAACCUCCCUCUGUAUUUCCUGUUUGUAAUGCAACUGAUUGUCCAAUUAAUUCCGGAGUCGAGUAUUCUACAACAGGCACAUUUUUACUAAACGCCACUUUACCUUCAGAAUAUCAAAUUAUAUUGGCCAUUGGAAAUUUAAAUACUAGUUCACCACAAAUGACAUUUAUAAAUGAUAUAAUCCUCGCUUGUGCAAUGACUACUAUUACGAAUAGAUAA
This is a messenger RNA of Funneliformis mosseae, 474 nucleotides long. The record is from the annotation of a GenBank genome assembly. Lineage: Eukaryota; Fungi; Glomeromycota; Glomeromycetes; Glomerales; Glomeraceae.